CAGGGCAAGAAAAAGGGAGUCUUUCAAUGACCUGGAUUGCACCCUCCUUUGCUCACAGCAUGAGAUAUUUUUAAUAAGGGGCACACACCUCUACUUUCCAUAUGUAAGGCCUGGGAAUUUGUUUUCACUCAACAAGCAAAGUUAGGAUUCGUGAAGUUUCAGACUGCAAACAUAAACAGCUGGAGAGCUGGAUGUGUGGACAGGAGUUGCCACCUGUCAAUCAGCGAUACGUUCAGGAUCCACAUUUGAUGUGUUUCUGGCAAUCUGCAACUUAUUGUCUCUGAUCAGAAGUGCCUGAAAUGUCGCUAAGCAACAACUUGAGGACCUCCUGCUCAGCCCGAGCCCUGAGCAGCUGCAGAUGAGAAUGAUUCGAGUGUUAGUUUACUGUGGUUGACAUUGUUCAAUCAUGUCACCACUCUGAGGCUUCCUCUAAUUAGGAAACUCGGCUGAACUCUUUCCCCAGAAUAUAAAUCUGAUGAGGAGGAACCGAUAUGCAGCAUGGUGACGAUUAGAAGUUAUCUCAGUUAGUUUUGCAGUAAACAUUCAAAGAAUUCUCUUGCUGAGGGAGCAUUCAGAGGAGUGAUUUCCAAGUAAAGGCAGGACGUAAUUCAAGUGGCGGCGACGAAAUGAGCAUCAAAUUAGUUAAAGGAAGUCUGUUGAGGAAAGCUGAGCAGAUGGGCAGUUAAUGGAAGUAAGAGUCUGGGUAGAGCAGAAGGCAGAGGGGUGUACACUGCAAAAGAAAAAGUUUAAGUGGAAUUAAGCUACAUCCAUAAUUCAAAAUAGGAAGCUAUACUUAUCUUAAGCACUUAAUAGGUGGGUACUUGUUGUAAUUGCAUGUAAAAUACACAAAAUUUUGUUUGGCAGCAAUCGACUUCAUUGCAGCAUAAAACUCUGUACAUGGGCAAAAGAUGAAAAAAAAAACAGCAGCCCCCUCUAAGAUUUAAAGCUCCCUUUGUUGACUGGCAAGAGGUAAAGGUGGUAAAGCCAAUGACCUCCAUGUUAACAGAUGGGACAUGGGUCCAAGUUUAAAUUCAAAUGAAAACUCAUGAUUUGAUUGUUUUACAUAUUCCGUUAAGAAGCUACCUUGUCUCUUGAUCCAUGGUGAGAUCAUUGACAGCUUCCCUCUCUGAUCAGGAUUGUUUGAAGAGACUCAGUAAAAGACAAGUGACCAGUAGUGGGAGCUGGUGUCACUGUCAUUCUGUUGGUGGCAGGCAGUUGCUAACUCACACUAUCGUUAGCGGACCCCAUUACUGUAGGAAUAAUAAAAACAGAUGGCUCUAGACAGAGCUACACAGCCUCACAGAAACUGUACAUUGCCGAACCCACAGCUCAAACCCUUUUCCCCCCACAGGAAAGAGAUUCCACUUGCAUGCAACAAACAUCCUGGAUUUUGUGGUAGCAUUAAGCUGCUUACCCGGGAUUUCCACCACAUCCGGAACGGCUCUGAUCCGGAAUGGCUGUGAUUUUCACCAUAUUCCAAUUUCUACCGGAUCCAUUCGUGAUUGGCUAAGAUUGGCGGAUACGGCCUUGUGGUAGCCGUUCUGGAUGCGGUGGAAAUUGGGGGUUAGAGUGGUGAUGUGACCUCAUGAUUGACAGCUUUGUUGCCAAUUUAUAGAAGAGGAAUGACAAACGCAAACUGAGUCACUGAUGUUUCACCAACCCCGAGUUUCUGCUUUAAACCAGCAGGAGAGCCUGUUUCACUGCAGACUGAGCCCAUCUGAGAGACCUCUGUGCUUUUGUCAGUUAAAUGUUUUGGUUAGCUAAUGACCAACGUGCAAGAGGCGUCAUCCAUGUAUACAGUCGAUGAUAUGCACACAUGCAUGUACAUAGAUUUGUGAAAAAAUACUUGCAAAAUUUGCAAGAUAUACUUACAAAAGUGGAUACAGUGGUAGAGUCCCAUUAAUUGUGAUAAUAUUGAUAGUCAUAGCUAAACCACAGUGUUGCAUCCAAACUCAAUGAGCUAUGAGUUCAUUUAGUUUCAGAAAUAAGUUGCAGUAUCCUUCAUUAAAUCAAGAAAAUGUCUCGCCUUAAGAUACAGAAACUACUUUAUAUUCAGGGAUUCUUUACCCCCGCACACAUUAUAGAUUUUAUACUGAAAUAAAUAAAUAAGACAUUGUGAGACUAAAUAAGUUUGCAGCCGAGAGGAACUUCUGAGAGGGUUUCAGAGGCAACAUUUCUCACCAGUGAGGCUUGAACUUGCAGUGAACCAAACCCGUGCUCACCACCGACUGAGACUAUGUGUGCGUCAGAGGACUGCCCUGAUUACUGACAAUGUGUAACACGAUAACUGAGCUCUGAUGUAGCUCACGUCAUUCAGACUGAAAGGUGGAGGAAAAACAGGGAAUAAGGAUAAGUUUCUCUCAGUUUACACAUCUCGUCUUGAGGCCACAAAGCUGAGCUGCUGCUGCUGCCAGAGAAGAAAUAACAGCCCUGACAUCACUGAGUGAUGGCACGGCCAGCAGCGUAAUGUGGUUAAAACUGGCAGCCUGCAGAAAAGCUGCAAAUCUUUAAUCUCCUAAGAGGAAGGAUGCAGGCAGCAGGAUUGGGUCAGAUUCCCGAGUAAAUAUGCAAAUGUGAUGCUCUCACAAAAGGAAGAUUCAUGUCCAAAACCGAGGAAGGGAGGCAGGGACCUUAUGCAGAAAUAAUAGCAGCCUUAUCAAUGUUUAGCUAGUACUUAAGGUUUGUUUGCAUCCCGAAGAACCCUCUCCUUUUAUUUAUUGAGGUAGCACAUAGCGUAAAAGCACUUACCUUACAUAACAAUGAUAUUCAACCAUGCUGCUUUGGUUUGAGAUAUAGCCCACAGACACUGUAAUAACACUGCCAUUAUGUGUGCUGAAUGUUUCUUAGACGACACCCAAAGACGGAUCUGCGUUUACAUUUUGCUGCAAUCUGACCUUCAAUGCUCACACAUACGCCAAUAUCAGACCAUUAUCCGGCUCAUUAUUGGAGGCUAUCAGCGCCAUUAGAAUGCUUUAGAUGAAGGCAACUGCACCUAGAAAGGCCAUAACCAUCUAUUCUCAUCUCUGCAUCCUUGGUAACAUCCCCAGCAGAGAUCUACCAGACCCUUGUUGUUCUGUAAGGAACAAACAAUGCAGUUAGGGGAUUAAUGGUUUGGUUUUUAGUUAAGUUCUUGAUACUACUUUGUGGCUUGGCUUUGACCUUUUGCAUCAUAUUCUACUAAAGGCCUUCUCCUAUUCUUUGCAUCCAGCAUAAUCACUUCAAGUGAUUCCUCCUCAAGCUAAACAAGCAGUACUCAACCUCUAGCAACAGAUGACGACAGCCUCCUUACUGAUGAGGAGUUACUGUCAUAUCACUGUUGCCAAAGUCAUUAUAAAGGACAUUCAAUGCACUGAUUAAACCCAACAAAGCUGUCCCCUACUGCUUCCUGUUGACUGUGACAGCAGUGCACCAGGUUGGAUUAACACCAGUGACAAUCACCGAAUAACCUUGAUCAAGCUAUCCUAACAUUUUCUGCAUUUUAGACAUUAUGCUUUGGCAACAGCAACAGCUUGAUAACAGUAGAGAGAAAAUGCCGUGUAAUGUAACUUUAAUUUAUACGCAUCAAGCAACAUUAAACUGUAAUCCAACGUCAAAUACAUUUCUUCUCGUGUAGUUUCCAUAUGUUUGCAAACACAGCAGGACCGUCAUGGUUACAUGCAACUCUCAGUUGAUUAACUUGCAAGCUAGAAGAAAGAUGUUCUGUAUAUGGCCACUUUAUUUACCGCCUGGAAACGAACAGCAAAAUGCCACCUACAAGCCUCCUGCAGAGGGACAAAAUUAUUAAUAAAUAUAUAGUGUUCAUACUCGUCCUAAGAAUAUCUCUGUCCCCUACUUGGCUGUUGAGUGAAGUUAAGUGUCCACCCACAUCCUCCAGUUCUCCCCAGUGACCUUCACAUAGUUGUCAGAAGUGCAGUAACAAAAGUAGCUGUUAAAGCAGAAAAUGAUGUACUUUCUACUUUCUCUACAGUUUGCAGGAAAACGUGUUGAUGUUAUAAGGAGAAGCCGCCACAGUGAUGGUGGCUGGUUGACUUCAGGGUAUUGGACAGAUCUGUCUACAGUGUGAAAGUCCUAUAUAUUGAAAAAAUGUUUGUAAAGCUACAGUUAGAAGUUUGAAAUCAACAUGGAUUCCCAUUGUAACCUACAUAAGCAACCAGAACUAUCAGCAUAAGAACUGAUUAUUUCUUUAUGGCCUUUUUUAGUUUGUAUAACGUGUAUCGGGGGUUAGGCGAUAAACUAGGCAUAAAUAAAAAACUGUAGAAAAAGCCUUUGUUUACAUUUUUCCCAGUAAGGGUUCACAAUAAUUGAUAUGACUGACCAGUAAAUGCAAGCAGGAUCUUUUGUUGUAGUUGUCGUUAUACCAACCUUCCUGCAAUGGACAAACAAAGCAAAGAGAUAAGGGAGCCGCCUUAUCAACAGGGGCCAAAAUUGACAAGCCAAAAGUUCCUUACUGUUGCUUUAAUUCAUUUAAUAAGUAAAAACAAUUGUUGUCAGAAAUAUAAUAGCUUUUUCAAUCACUACAUUCAUGUUAAUCGGUAGAUUCCUGAAACAACCGUUUAGCAUUUAGAAAUGACUUUAUUGUGGUAUCACCCAGUGGCAGUCAGCGGUACUGCAUCUUCCUCUGAGCUUUAUUUACCUCUACUAGUAGUAGAGUUAUGUUGCCCCAAACUUUGUAGCUAUUUUUCUUUAGAUUUGCAUGCAUUUUUCUCCUGCUAUCUUUCGAGCACUGGAGUAUCUGUGUUUGAAACACCCUGCUGUGACCAAAACUUCCCCCAGUUUUCGUCAAGAGAGGUGUUAUUAGAAACACUUCGUAAAAAAAUGGAAGCCGUGAACACAACAACAAUAAUCACAUAAUUAUAGAUAUAAGCCUAUUAUGUAAUUGUUAGGAAUUAUUUGGAUAAAAUUAGGCAAUGAGCAAGUGGUGACUAUUUGUUUCUAUGCUGUGUGGGCGGUUCUUGGACUGUGAGAACAUAUGCUAAAAAAACAUGGUGUUUCUUUCCUUGUGGUAAGUGGAAAAAAAUGUUUUUCUGCUCAGUUUUCAAGUGACCUCUUGAUUCUUUGGGAAUAAUUAGUAUGUUAUAUGAAGUAAUUGGAUUCAUGUGAGUGCAAGAUUAUGAUCAAGCUUUAAAUUAGACUGAUUCCUUAUUGCCAUGCAUCUCCUCUCCAUAUAAAAGCCUUUUGUCCUGAGAGAUUACUGUGCGUGCCUCCUGCUGAGAUUCUGAUGAGGCUAACUGUGUGCAUGGAGCAUGUGCUUUUGAAUCGUGGGGGCAGAAGAGCAACAUGCAACAGCGUUCCCUGUGGGGUAGCAUGCAAAGAAGACAUGUAAACUGGGGAGGGAGAGAGAUUCACCAUUUAAUGAAGACGCUGCACAGAAAGCUAAUGUACAGAGACUGGGGUGAUCAAUGAAUGCACCAUGCUGCAUGUUGUGACAGGAAAAUGUCAGCCAUUUCUUGAAGGGCAGAUGUUUUGUGCGGACUGGAUGUCCUUUCUUUAUUUCUCAAGAAAUCUGUAACAGAUAGGCAACAAGAAAUUAAACUAAAACAGAUAAUAUGAUUGAAUAAAAAGCAAAUGCUGAACAAAAGUUUGAAAAGACAAGUCAAAUCGUGGUCAUCUCUAUUCUCAAUUCAAUUUGGAUAGCUUUAUUUUGAAUUCAUGUAUUCAUAUUUUCUCCAUCAACGAAGGAAGAAUCACAUUUUUUUUUCCAUAGAACUAUAUUUUUACUCUCUUUUUUUCCUUGAAUAAAAAAGUAAGAUGUUCAUUUAAUAGCUUCGUGGGACUGGUAAACCAUUUGUAUUCUCUUAUAAAUUAAAACUUUUUAUGCAUUUUGUGUUUUUAUGCUAACCCAUCAAGCUGCUGGGUGUUCUGAUGAGUCUAAAGUUGUUCCCUCUUGUUGUAACUUACUUUAAAAACUCAAACUCCAACUUUGAAGCUGUUGCCUGGCAUAAAAGGUUAUUUUUAAACAGCAAAGACAAAGUCACUUUAUUAAAAGUCAAAGCCAGGAAAGUCAAGAACAAACAGCAAGGCUGAUAUUAUUAAAGACUUGUUACAUGGAUAUUUUCUGAAACAGAAAGUGUGUGUGCAUAACUUUGAUAGUUAACUUUUCUCUAAUUCAAAUGUACGAAUUCUGGCUUAUGCUCCUUAGAGAAAAGUGGUUUUCUCAUUAUACUAUAUUUAGUCUUCAGGCACAUGAGAUUACUGUUUGUUCCCCCAAGUAUGAAUAAAUCUUAAACAGUUGUCCCAUGAGUCUAAAGUAUUAAAAUAGCACGCUAAAGUAAGCCUCUCUUUUUAGUCAAACACUUUUAAGAAGCAUUUGGAUUUGUGUGAAGCAAAGGUGUGUCCAGUGUUUGCCUGAGGUGGCCCAGCUGUAGCCUGGAUCUAAAGACUGUGAGCAGGAGGUUGCAUGCUAUCUGCAAAAAUGUUCAUUUAUCUAUUAUUUAAAGAUUUAAAAAGGUAACUCUGGAAGCAAAAGUGCCCUUAUUUAGUGUAUGAUCAUUAUUCAAUCAGUCUUUAAGUGUAUGGCACCGAUUCACAACGAGUGUUUUCCCAAGAUGCCUAACAAAAACCUGGUCUAGACCAUACUGUAUUUAAGAUUAAGUACCAUCUUGUAAGAUCAAACCCACUCUCAUCUUCAACCACACGAGUGUAUCACUUUGCAGCUUUUAUCAAGUUACCAUGGAGAGGAGAAACUUCCUUUAACAGGCAGAAACCUCGAACAAAACCAUCAUGUUUGACAGCCAUCUGCCACUGCUGCAUCGGGUUUAGAGAGAGGAUAGAGGGAGAUGCUGAAAGAGAGACGUGGACAGAGGUGAGUUUGGUGAAAUUACUUGGGUUUGGGCUUCAGGCAAUGGGAGUUACUCGUGUUUUUGAGUUGUUAAUGAGAUGUAAAGUGUGUUCUUUGCAGUUUGUCAGACUGAUAGCUCAUGGAUGUUACCGUGUUUCUCCAGGAUCAGAAGAGCUGAUAGAUGUAUAAUGAGAUGAUGCAUCUGAAAAUCUCUUGGGUGGCUACAGGACCUAAGAGGGGGUUGGGAAAAUGCUUGAAAUACUGUAGCCUACCUUAGCUAGUGCAUCUAAUGCUGUGCGGUCAAUUCAGAAACAAGACAGAUUUUUAAAAUGCGUUUAUUAUUCAUUUAUUUUUGGAUAAGAACCUUUCACAUAGGCUUAUUUCUCAAUUCAGGUGAACAGAACAGACUUUUUUCUUGAAUUAAUAGGAAUCUAAAGCAGUGGUUCUCAACUGGUCUCACUCUGGGACCCACAUUUUCCCAUGGCCCUUAAGUCGCAACCCACUUUUAUAAAAUUCAAACCAAGCAAACUUAUCAGAAUCAGAAGUACUUCAAUAAUCCUCAGGAGGAAAUUGCUUUUGUCACAGUAACUCCAGUGCAAAUACAGUAAAAGAGGAGAUAAAUAAUAGAUAAAAUAAGUAGAAAUAUAGAGAUAAUAUACAAGUAUUUACAUUAUUUACAACACAAAUAGUGACAUUGUAUGCAUGUAUACAAACUUAUUUUAUAUAUAUAUAAAAAAACCUUUACAGACACAAAUCUUUCAUGUAAAUACACCCAUUCUGUUGAGUAAAGUGCAUUUCAAAGCACAUAAACUAAGGACGACAACUACUGAAGUUGUUUAUACAGAAAAUAUCAAAUUGCACAAAACGGAGACCAGCAAAAUGAAUGCAAUAAAUUGGAUUUAUUUGCAUCACUGCAAAAGUGAAUAAAUAUCAAAUUGCACAAAAUAAAGACAAAAACAAAAAAAAAGUAUUUUUACUGCAUUCAGGCCACAUUAAUAAGAAACCAAGAAGUAUUACAAAUUUACUUUUUGACCAGCUGUUCACGACCCAUCCAGAACGUGUCGGCGACCCACUUUUGGGUCGGGACCCACUAGUUGAGAACCACUGAUCUAAAGCAUUUAUUUUAAAUGAUGUGUUUUGAAAUUGUUGCUUUGCCUAAAUUUCAUCUUGAAAUGGUGUGAGCAUUUCAUCAUUGCUUAUUCAUUGCCGUUUCCUCCGUAAUGACUGAGAAUUAAGACCAACACCAGGCUUAGAGAGAGAGAGAGAGAGAGAGAGAGAGAGAGAGAGAGAGAGAGAGAGAGAGAGAGAGAGAGAGAGAGAGAGAGAGAGAGAGAGAGAGAGAGAGAGAGAGCUGUGAUGAGAUGAAUAUUCCGCCUUCUCGCUCACUGUGAAGGAUGAGGCUGAGCUCCUGAACUCACGGCUCCCUCUACAGUCUGAAAGGAGGAAAUUUUCCAUCCAGGGCAGGAAAACAAUCAAACUGACUGUGUUGAACAGUCGCGAGGACACAAACGGAGACGCGUCCGGAGAUCACACACACUCACACACACGCACAGACACACACUCACACAUACACUGCCUUACUUGUGAGAUGUGUGUCUGUAACUGCAGUGGGUUUCUCCUCAAACCUGCAGAUACACUGACUUUACAUCUGGAUUAAUUCUCUUUUGGGAUCUACUGUUUUCUGCGGACAAUCCGAAAAAUGUCUCAUGCUUUGAAUACUUGAGGAGUGACGACAACUUUCCUCUUCCCGGACUUCUCGAGGGGGAAAAAAGGCGUACAGCGGAUUUAACAAUGCGAGCAGAUACAUUUCCCGAUCAGGAGCUGCACGUUUAAGCAAGAGGCAGUUCGGGGGACAUCCAGCGAUGUGGUCUGCGGAGAUGCGGGGUUUGCCGGGGUUCGUGUCCGCGGAUGUUGCAGCUCGGUCGGGCUGCACACGGUGCCUUUGGGUGGCUGUGAUUGGACCGGACACAGACUGGGGCUGACUGAUGUUUGUUCGAGAGGAAAUGUUUUGGGGAGGAGAUCAAUAUGAGUUACUGGCGCACGCGAGGUGGGGGGGAGAUGCCAGUCUUCACGAGCACACCUUUCACUAUGAGGACGGAGGAAAGCAGGAAGGCAUGUGGAUUCUAAUCUCUUGGAUUUUAAAGCAAAAUAGACAUGAAAGAUCCUCUUUUCAGACAUUUAUAUGUGUGUAAUGUCAUGUGUUUGCAGACUGAAGAUUCUUAUCAGAGGUUAUGGAUCAUUUCUGUUCUUGCACUAAAGUUUUUCCUCUCUUUUUGACUAUCAUGCAUAAGACUUUAAUAUUGCAUCAUUUUCUCCCACGAAAUCAAAUUUUUUGGACUCUGAACAGAUCUUUUUCACCUGGACUUUUAAUGUACAACACCACUUAAAUUAUGGGACAUAAUUUUGAAGGAAGAAAUCUUGAAUUAAUUUGAAAUGUACUCAGAAAUUCCCAGCAACAUGGCAUUAAACUGGGUUGUAUAUUCAGUUUUUUUAAUACCACUAUUCGCAGUGGGGACAGCUUUUUCUGGGGUCUUCAACGCCACAGACAGAGACAUUUUUACAGACGAUUUGCUGCAGGUCAGGCUCACACAAGACAGAGCUGCUGAGCAGUGGAAGCGCCAGUCCACUGAUUCCCAUCCCAACCUGUUUUUUAACCAAGUGGAUGUGUUGCACUUGAGGCAAAGGUCCACCACCACCCACAGUCACAUAUUUAAAGUCAUCCGGGCUGCCGCGCUCACUAUGCUGUCUAAUGCUCCCUACUACAUGCCCCCCGCCAAACACGCCGAGUUUACAAGCAAGUGGAAUGAGAUUUAUGGGAACAACCUGCCUCCCCUGGCGCUCUACUGCCUGUUGUGCCCAGAGGACUCUGCCGCCCUGCAGUUUCUUAUCAAGUUUAUGGAUAGGAUGGCUGAAUACCCAGACUGGAAGGUGACCAGCGCUCCAAACGACGAGGUACCCAUGGCGCACUCUCUCACCGGGUUUGCCACUGCUUUUGACUUUAUUUACUCCUACCUGGAUGCACAGCGGAGAGAUAUUUAUCUAAAGAAAAUCCGCUCUGAGACGGAGGAGCUGUAUGAGCUGUCAAAGUACAGAGGAUGGGGGAAACAGUAUCUCCAAAACCAUCAAACCACAAACAUAUUAGCCAUCCUGACUGGUGCAUUAGUGGUUGGAUCACAUGACGACCCAGAGACGAUGAUCUGGAAACAAGUGGCGGUGAACUACAUGGAGAAAACCAUGUUCCUUCUUAAUCAUGUUGUUGAUGGCUCUCUUGAUGAGGGGGUCGCCUAUGGGAGCUACACCGCCAAGUCCAUUACACAGUACGUCUUCUUGGCUCAGCGUCAUUUCAGUAUUGACAACUUGCACAACAACUGGCUGCGGGGACACUUCUGGUUUUAUUACGCCACUCUGUUGCCAGGGUUUCAGAGGACUGUAGGCAUCGCAGACUCCAACUACAACUGGUUUUAUGGGCCAGAGAGUCAGCUUGUUUUCCUGGACACAUUUGUCAUGAAGAACGGGACAGGGAACUGGCUGGCUCAACAAAUUAGAAAGCACCGACCCAAGGACGGACCCAUGGGGCAGUCGUCCGCCCAGCGCUGGGCUACACUUCACACAGAGUACAUAUGGUACAACAACCACCUCACGCCGCAGACCCCACAUGACUUUGGCAAAGCUAAGAUGCACAUUUUCUCAAAUUGGGGUGUGGUGACCUACGGGGCAGGACUCCCCAACGGGCAAGGGAAUACUUUUGUCUCUUUUAAGUCAGGCAAACUGGGUGGUCGUGCUGUCUAUGAUAUCGUCCAUGACAAGCCUUACUCUUGGGUGGAAGGCUGGAACAGCUUCAACCCGGGCCAUGAGCACCCUGAUCAGAACUCUUUCACUUUCGCCCCUAAUGGACAAGUAUUUGUCUCUGAAGCACUUUACGGCCCAAAGUACAGCUACCUUAACAACGUCUUAGUGUUCAGUCCAUCUCCUACAAGUCAGUGUAACACUCCGUGGGAGGGUCAGUUGGGGGAGUGUGCCAAGUGGCUGCGCUGGACAGAUGAGGGUGUGGGCGAUGCCAGAGGGGAGGUGAUUGUCGCCUCCUCGCAUAGAGACACCAUGUUUGUGAGCGGGGAGGCUGUGUCAGCGUACUCCCCCGCAAUGAGACUAAAAAGUGUUUUCAGAGCUUUAGUUCUGCUCAACUCUCAGACUCUGCUGGUGCUCGACCACGUGGAGAAGUGGGGCGACUCGCCCGUGAAGUCCCUCAGUGCUUUCUUCCACAACCUCGACAUUGACUUUAAAUAUGUCCCUUUCAGAUUCAUGGACAGAUACAACGGCGCCAUGAUGGAUGUCUGGGAUGCGCAUUAUAAAAUGUUCUGGUUUGACAGCCAGGGUCACAGCCCUGACACCAGGAUACAAGAGGCAGAGCAGGCAGCCGAGUUUAAAAAGAGGUGGACGCAGUAUGUCAAUGUCACUUUUCCAAUGACAGGCACAGUCAGCAGAGUAGCUUAUGUUUUACAUGGUCCGUAUGUCAAAGUUUCCAGCUGUAGAUUUGUCGACAACAGCAAAAAUGGUGUGAGACUGUCUUUAACUAUUAAUAACACCGAGCGGAUAGUUUCUAUUGCAACAAACUACAAAGAUAUAGGAGCAAGACUGGCUUAUUUAGGAUUUGGAGGUCAUUGUAAAGUUGAGGACAGGUAUCAAAUCACUCGAUUUGGCCUUGGAACACAACUAAUCCCCAAACCAAUCAGCACUGAUAAUCAGCUGUUUGACUUUGGUUUUACAGUCAAUGUAAUAGCAGGAGUUGUUCUUUGUGUGGCCAUAGGCUUUCUGACCAUGCAGAGAAAGUUUUAUGUCUGCUUCAGCAGGCUGAUGCGCUACGCCCUCCUCUCUGUGCUCAUUCUGUGGAUUGCUGAGCUGCUGUUUGUGUCUAACAGCUGCGAUCAGCUUCUCUGUGGGGUAAAAUGGAAAGGUGCGGGUGCCAAAAGUGAAGUAAACAAACAAAUCAGACUCUACGAGCAGCACCGGCUACCCCUCCCCACCGUCGUCAUAACAACCCUUCCAGGAUCUGGCUCGGAAAUACUCAAACACCUUUUCUACAACAGCUCGGACUUUGUUUACAUCAGGGUUCCCACUGAGCAUGUGGACAUCCCUGAGACGGAGUUUGAAUUUGACUCUCUGGUGGAUGCCUGUGAGUGGACAAGGACGGACGCCCUGCAAGGACGGUUUAAGAUUAUUCAGGGGUGGCUGCACUCGCUGGUUCACAACACAAAGCUGCACUUGCAGAAUAUUCAGUUGGCCGAGGGCAGCAGGGUCAAACCGCCCCUGAGAGUCACCCCCUCGAGGGACAGAAAGAAAAGAUCCAGGAGGAGAGAGCCGGCGUCUGAGCUGAAGGGUAAACUCAGAGCCAGUCUGGACAGAGAUGCAGAGUAUGUCCGGGAGAUGAGGCGCCAUGUUGCAGAGUACCCUAACGCCCGGGUGGUCCUCAACAUGCGGAGUGGAAGCUGGGCGCUCAAACUGCCUUUCAUUCAGGAGGUUGUUGGACCUUCUUUGAGGACAAUCUACUUAGUGAGAGACCCUCGGGCGUGGAUUUAUCUCAUGGUUUAUAACAGCAAACCCAGCCUUUACACCCUUAAAAACAUCCCCCAGCACCUUUCCUUGAUAUUCAAGGAGGAUGCUGUCAAGGACGGGUGCCCCACUGUGGCGCCAGAGUUCAAAGUAAUCCAGAGACUGCUGUCCCGCUCAGAGACAAACCCCAUCCUGAUUCUGGCGCAUCUGUGGCUGGCUCACACCGCAGGAGUGCUGAGGGUCAGCGAAAGCCUCCCAGAGGAGUCCUACCUCCAAGUGAGGUUUGAGGACGUGGUCAACUUCCCGCAGGAGACGGCGGAGACCAUACACACAUUCUUGGGGGUGCCGGUUUCGCCCACAGCCCUCAACCAACUUAUUUUCACCACCUCCACAAACCUGUACAAUCUGAUGUACGAAGGAGACAUUUCACCAGCCAAUAUCAACAUGUGGAGACAAAACAUGCCCCGCAAAGACAUCAGGCUGAUAGAGGACAUAUGUGGGGGUGUGAUGAAGAGGCUGGGGUACACCAGGUUUACCAGUUAACUUAGUGCUGCUGGUCAGCUGAUGUGGAUCUGUCUUGUUUACUGUAGCUGCCAGUCUUAUCAGUUCUGAAAAUGUUUUGUUUUGCACUGACCUUAAAGUUUGAGAUGUGUUUUUUUUUUUUGUUCUGUUAGUUGUUUUGGUGUUCAAAAUACAGCAACAGAUGUUUGUGAGGGAGGAAUAUUUUACAUUAAAAUAGGUGAAAGGAGCUCAUGCUGUUAUUGUUUCCCUCUCGGCAGCCCAUCACACUUGUUGUCGCACUCUUGAAUCAAACGAAACUUUAGACUUUGGCUGUCUUAGCUGCAGAGAAAUGCCCCUAAAAAUCCUGCAUUAAUCCUGUCUUUUUUGCAGCCCCCCUGUAACAGAUCAUUCUCUCAGAGGAGGUUUAAUUCUGUAUGUCUUAAUUAGAGAUGAAAAAUGUGCAGUUUUCCCCAUUUCUAAUCUGUGGUGUCAUAAAGAUGUAUAUACAAAAAUCUGUAACUGCUAUUACUGCCGUUAUUUUUGUGGGGUUAGCCGAGGGACGCAGGGAUUUAAUGCAGAAAUGUUAUGAGGCUUAUUAAGACACUUAUUUAUCAACAGUCUUUUAAUUUGUAGCUUUGGGAGAGACUUUCAAGGACUAAUUUGGCUGUCAAGAAUCUAAUAUCCAAAUCCAAUAUGUGCUGCUCCCUUUAAAACUACAAAAAAAUGCUGCAAUAUAUGAAGAGAAACAGAUGACAGCAGGGCUUUUAUCACUCUAAUAUAGACAUAUGAAUGAUAUGGAUGCAUUUAGAUUAAAAAAGGGACUUUAUUUUGAAGCUCUAAGAUGUCAUUACAGCUUGAUGGCUUAGCACUUUCACAGAGACUCCUUUGAUUGUAUGUGAGAUUUUUUUUAUCCAAAGCUAAACUUUACUGUAUACGCUCGAUUAGCUUGGAAAUAUCAAACCUCUGAGGACAUAAUGUCUCGAAGAAAGAAAUCUAGAAGUAUUUAUGGCUUCCAAAGACACAUUUCCCAAAGAAUCUGGGAUGAAUAUGAUUAUUAUAACUCCCUUUGGCAUUUAUUGAAUUAGAUCAGAGGGAAGUGCUUAAUAGGGAUCAUUCUGGGAAAGAAAACCUGUCAGCCUUGACACAUUUCUAGUCAUAGCAAUUUCCAAAGCAUCCCCCUCAGCUACUCAUAUUAAUCUACAAAACACCACAGCCGAGUCUUACUCUGUGUUUUAUUGCUGUGCCAUCUUCACGGAAAAAGACCUGAGGAAAUGCAAACAGCUAAGUUUCCAUUUUCUGUCGCGGUCAAUCACAAAUCCGAUGAUCUUUUUCGGGCUUUUGUUUUGAAAGAGUUCAGCGAGGCGUGGUGUGAACAGAGGGUGAAUAUUAAGUGAAGCUAGAGGAAGGGAAAAAAGUCAGAGACCGUUUCUACUCUGUGAUGCUCUGCUCUUUGGCCUGGGCGUAAGUGUUCGCUCCUCUGUAACCCUUGAAUCUGUCUUGCUUGAACGUCUCUGUACUGUAAAUGGAUCACAUGUGACACGCUGAUGGUACGCUCGGUCCCUGACUCUCUUACUGCAUCUGUACUCAAGCAAAAACAUGCUGUGCCCGUGUGGAAAUCUCCAUCUCUUCCUCAGCUGGAAACAGGCCUGUUUGUUUUUUUUCCUCUAUGAACACUGAAACCCUUGACUGCCUGGAAAACCCGUUUGAUGUUUGUGCUCUUUGAAUGUGUAGACUUGGCAGACAUGCUUUCACUUUGGUGUUGCAAUCCUGUUACCAACUCUGUUUUGUAUUUGCUCGUGGGGAUAUGGUUCCUUGCUUCUGUGGCCUUGAAUUACAAUCAUUUUCUUUAUAAGGGUUUUAUUUCUGUGAGGAAGUGGAGACAAUGUAAAAAAAAAUAAUAAAUUCAUAAAUAUAUCGACACACAGUCUUUGUUUGGAUGGGGUGAAUUGUCUUGCACAACUAUAAAAGGAUGCGACACGUGACCAUUUAACAUCCUCCUGAGCAGCUGCACACAUCCUUUAUAUACUCAUGUUAAACUGCUAUUAUCUCCUGCUGCAAAAGACAGAACAUAAAUCUUAAUUUGAACACAGUCUCACUAUGGUAACUGCUAGUGAAGAAGCUACUUAUGCAGAUGUCUCUGCAGCAGCAAAAUCUCCAUUUUAUUAGACAUGCAUGACAGAAGCCUAAUUGCUGCGUACGGCUGACGCUCACGACGAGGAGGAGCCAACAAUUAAAAACAUGUCAGGAAAUUCUUAUGUCAUGCUCCGCCAGAGACGGGACUUUAACAGGAGCAGGCUUUGAGGGAGCACAUGCCGUGUCUCAUGUCUCUGAACGGUCUCAGUGACUCAGUCAUUUCAUUAGUCAUUUGUUCUUGAUCCCUCCUGUAACAGUCUGAUGCUUGGCAGCGUCCUCUCUGCGUAAUCCGUCCAUGCACAAGCAUGGAUAGUUAUUAACGGAGAAACCUCAGGCAAAUGCUUUGGAAGGGAGGGUUCUUCGUCUUCAAGUCUGGACUUGUAUUUGCUGGAGGUUUAGUAGCCUUUUGUUGAUGCAGUCAGAAUCAGGGAGUUAUUGGAAAUAGCGGUGCAUAAAUAAUGUCUGUAACACUCUCAGAAGAACCCAGUUUAGCUUAAAUAUUUCUUAUUCAGAUUGAAAAGUGUGUGAUAAAAAGCUUAAAUUGAAGCUCCAUUAACUCAUGCAUCACAUAUUCAAGAUAUGAUAUAAAAUUUAUUUCUAUAUCUCAGAGGAAGAUAUUCUCCUUUGGCCCUUUUACAUUAAUCUUAAAGCCAUCGCUGCUGUUGGAUUACAGUUCAUGUUGCCCUGAAAAAAACAAAAGAAAACAUGCAGCUCUAAAUUUGGUGAGUUGGGACCUAACUAAAAUACUAAAUGAUCCUCAAAAUGUCUACUCAUAUGUAGCCUAUAUGCAUAUUAACACAGCAGAAACAUAUAGAGAUAUUAAAACUUUCCUUUUGAUUCUUACAGGGGCGCAACCAAAUUAAUGGUCAGGGUGGCAUGGGUCCCUGGAGUCUGUUUGGCCACCCCAGAUCCCACCCAAGAAUCCUUUACAAACUGCCAAACUGCAAAAGUCUACUUAAGUGCUCAUUGCUUAUUUCAACACUAUCACUGGUUAAGAUCAAUAACACAACAGGUUAGACUAAAUUUAUAUGAAAUUAUUCACUUCCUCCAAAAACAUUGGUGGUUAGUUAACAUUAGCUAAACUUGUAUGACAUCAAGAUUGGUCAUAUUACAUUAAAUAUAUACCUCAACACUAACGGGUUGUUUCACUUCCAGAAAAGUACUUUAUAACUUUAACUUCUGAUAUUUACAGGGGCGCAUCCAAAUAGGUGGUUGGGGUGGCAUGAGCCCCUGAAAUCAGAUCGGCCACCUUCUACCCAGAAUUGCUCAACUAUGAUUGGAUGUAAGUUUUGUUAGAGAAGGGUGGGACUGUAUCACAUCAAACUGCUCAUAGAUAUGUCUGCUUUGAAAUAUUUGUCUUUAUUUGGACUUAAAAGCUCCUGUAAGGAGUUUUCAGUUUUAGACUGAGAUCAACGCUAAUGCUUCUUAAUGAGUUACAAAGGAGAACUGACUUUUGUGUGAAGUCAUUUUAAUGCCAGAAUAAUGAACUGUGUUUGGCUGUAUAAAGACAGUACAAUUAGAGUUUUAACUUGUAGCGAAGCAGACUGAAACUGAUACUGACGUCUUUAUAUGACCUUAAAAAGCAGACUCGACUCUCAGCUAUGAGGCUGAUGAUUUUUAACGCCUGAAGCUGCUGUGACGGGGCAGGUGUCAGCCACAUGUUAGACGGCAGACUGAAGAAAACUAAUUUUAAACUUUUCUUCAUAGCAAUUACUUACGCUUAACUGCUAAAAAAGAACAACAGGGUGAGGUUUUUGUCUGAUAACUCUACUUCCAUAUGUUCAGAUCAAGAGGCGGGUAUACACUAAUGUACACAAACCAAAAGUUCCUCACUGCAGCUUUAAGAGAGAAAGGCUAACAUAUCCAGUUUGCCAUAACUGUUGACUUUGUUGUCAAGAAGACUUAAGCAUUUAGUAUUUCUGACCAGUUGCGCUGUGCUGACACUCUGCGCUUUUGUGAUUAUUAAACAGAAUCAGUAGAAAAUGGAAACUCAGUUUAUUUAUUCCUGCUUAUGAUUAAUGAUGGUUUUACUCUAUUGUGGUCCAGAUGCCCUGCAGCUACAAACACAGACCAGGUGUCCUGCUGGAGGAGAUAAAACAGCAGAAAAAGAGAUUUUUAACAACCGACAACAGCCUCAGCAACUUCAAAAUAUAAAACAGUUUAGAGGAUCAUUGAUAAUCAUUUAAAUCACUGUAUGAUGUGUAAUAUCUGUAUAAUUGAUCACAGAUCGCCUUUUAGCAGUAGUGGCACAAACUGCCUUUCUUCCUCCCUUCGAGCUAAUCCGGCUAGUUCCCACUUUCACUGUAAAUGCGCAGGGAUAAUCUCCCCCGAUGAAGUGUAAUGGCAUCUUAUGAAGAGGAUAUAAAUAAAUCUAUACGUCGGAGCGUGUUUCCCAUCUGAAUAACUCUGUGAACGCCUCCUCCCGCAGCACAGACAGACAAAUCAGCAUUAUGAAAAGCUUUUGAUGUCUGAUCACAGGAAGCAGAUUUGCAGAACUAAUUUAAGCUGGAAGGUUUGCACACACAUUAUCUUUGAUGUUUGAUAACCAAUACAUAAUCAUUGCAUGAAAUAAGGUUUUAUAGAGGAAAUGAUGAAAAGCUGCUUUAUAAUCUAAUUCUGCACGCAGCGGCUCGGGGAAGUGAUCAAGUGGCUUUCUCAGACUAUUAAGUACACGGAGGUUAUCCUCACUGAAAAAGAGAGACUCAAUUUCAGCUGAGUAGUCAUACCCUUCCCUGUUCCACCUCUAUCUUCCUCCUCUGGCGAGUCCAGGUCCCCGAGGAGCCUCUCCCUCGCCGGCAGCCAUUGCUCCUGCCACUGCUCAUUAAUUAACCUUUGCUGCAGCCGCCAUCAGUCAGAGGGAGGAGUAAUCAUCGAUACUGUAUGGGGCUAUUGUGCGGCAGAAUUAGCUCACAGAUUGAGAUUAUUAGGCGUUUUAAAGCGUGUAUUCGGCUUGACGUGUGCAGAAAAUAGACAGUGGAUGUUUGCAGCUUUCUCAAGACAAGGUGUAAGCAGCUGGCGGAGCUCUGUCUCCUAUAUUCAGUCAUUUUCUUCUCAGUAAACAAAGCCUGUGAGGUCCC
This is a messenger RNA of Xyrichtys novacula (pearly razorfish), 18036 nucleotides long. NCBI's taxonomy places the organism in Eukaryota, Metazoa, Chordata, Actinopteri, Labriformes, Labridae. The record is from the annotation of a GenBank genome assembly.